CUUUAUCUAUUAAUUAAAUACGACAAAGUUUGUUGGUUGAGUUAUCAUUUGAGCUUUUGACAGCUAAAUUUCUUUAUACCAUUCAAUUCAAUACAACUACCUACAGCUUGCUACAAGUACUAUAUCACAAACUCACCUUCCUAUCCUUUUCCCCUCUUAAUUAGCAACUUGCUUCAAAUCUCACAUUCUUCAUUUACUAUAUAUACACCAAACAACUCUUCAAUCUUCACAACAUAUCCAACAUUACCACUUUUACUAAUUCACAACAUCAUGGCUUUUACCACUUGCAACAAAUUACUAGUGCUCCUUUUCAUAAAUGUAGCAUCUGUUGCUGCUAACUUCAACCAAGAUUUUCAAAUUACAUGGGGAGAUGGUCGUGCCAAAAUACUCAACAACGCCAAUCUUCUUACUCUCUCCCUCGACAAAGCCUCCGGCUCUGGCUUUCAAUCCAAAAAUGAAUAUUUAUUUGGUAAAAUUGAUAUGCAACUUAAACUUGUUCCGGGAAACUCUGCUGGCACUGUCACCGUCUAUUAUCUAUCAUCAAAAGGAGGUGCAUGGGAUGAGAUAGACUUUGAAUUCUUGGGAAAUUUGAGUGGUGAUCCUUACAUAGUUCACACCAAUGUGUUUAGUCAAGGAAAAGGCAAUAGAGAGCAACAAUUUCAUCUAUGGUUUGACCCAACUGCAGAUUUUCACACAUACUCAAUUCUAUGGAAUCCACAACGUAUUGUGUUUUCAGUGGACGGGACACCAAUAAGGGAGUUCAAGAAUUUGGAAAGAAUAGGAGUUCCAUUUCCUAAGAAUCAAGCAAUGAGGAUAUACUCAAGCCUGUGGAAUGCUGAUGAUUGGGCAACAAGAGGUGGGCUUGUAAAGACGGAUUGGUCGAAAGCUCCAUUCACUGCUUCAUACAGAAAUUUCAAUGCAAAUAAUGCUUGUAUAUGGAGCAGUGGAAAAUCAUCAUGCAAAUCUUCUCCUACAUCUGCUGCAUCAUGGCUGUCACAAGAGCUUGACUCAACUGGUUUGCAGAGGAUGAGAUGGGUGCAGAAGAACUAUAUGAUUUAUAAUUACUGCACAGAUAAGAAGAGGUUUCCACAAGGACUUCCACUUGAAUGCACACACUCUUAGGACCAUUCUCCUAUGUAGCAUAUCAUCAUUCUUUUGUUUUUUUGUCUUAUAUUCGUUACUUGUUUUUUUUACUUCUAUUUUAUUUAUUAAUUUACCAUGUAACAUAUCACUUCAAGUCGGCGGUUUACAAAUCUACUAUCAAACCAUUAAAAAAAUUCACCAUUUUAUAUAUAUUAUCCUUUUUUUUUCUCAACAA
Messenger RNA from Vicia villosa (hairy vetch), 1318 nucleotides. RefSeq names its product probable xyloglucan endotransglucosylase/hydrolase protein 23. The transcript has 3 exons. The record is from RefSeq and is a predicted model, not a curated record. Gene Ontology annotation, cellular component: apoplast; cell wall. Gene Ontology annotation, biological process: xyloglucan metabolic process; cell wall biogenesis. NCBI's taxonomy places the organism in Eukaryota, Viridiplantae, Streptophyta, Magnoliopsida, Fabales, Fabaceae. The coding region runs from base 271 to 1122 and encodes 283 amino acids. Gene Ontology annotation, molecular function: xyloglucan:xyloglucosyl transferase activity; hydrolase activity, hydrolyzing O-glycosyl compounds.